This is a messenger RNA of Owenia fusiformis, 2877 nucleotides long. The record is from the annotation of a GenBank genome assembly. Lineage: Eukaryota; Metazoa; Annelida; Polychaeta; Sabellida; Oweniidae.
AGAAAAGGGAAACAUAAAGAUGGCAGCAGCAGUUUAGUCAGACCCGCCUCCACAACUUUUACAACUUCAAGAGUUUGUUGCCUAUCUCAUAGUGAGAUAACUAAACUAAAGUAUGUAUAGCUAGAAGAUAUCAAGAUCAGAGUUGAUGUAACUAGCAGAAUCUCAUAACAUACAGCUGCAACUUGAAUCUCAUAUUUUAUCAGGGAGUUUGGCAGAAGGAAGUACUUCCAAGUCAAUAUGAACUUUGGACGCAACCAGGACAAAACUUUACAGGCAAAAUUGGGGAAGCAAUGGGUUCAUCCAGCAGAAGCCAUGGUUCGAGGACACAUCGUCUACAAUGUGAAGUUUUUGGGUCACUGUGAAGUGGACCAACCAAAAGGUACAGAAGUCGUUAAAGAUGCUAUCCGUAAAAUGAAAUUCAACAAACAACUAAAGAAAGCCGAAGGUCAGAAACCUCCAAAAGUUGAGCUCACUAUAUCUGCUGAUGGCGUCACUGUACAGGACCCUAAAUCUAAAAUUAUUCAACAUCAGUAUCCACUACACAGAAUUUCCUACUGUGCUGAUGACAAGGUCGAUAAACGUGUAUUCACCUUCAUAGCUAAAGAUACAGAACACAACACCCAUCAGUGCUUUGUCUUUAACAGUGAAAAAUGUGCUGAGGAGAUUACAUUAACAGUUGGUCAAGCAUUUGAUUUGGCUUACAAGAAAUUCUUGGACUCAUCAUCAAAAGAUAUGGACAUGAAGAAACAGUAUCUUUUACUACAGAAAAAGGUCACUUUGCUACAACAUGAGAAUGCAGAGUUGAAAAAACGCCUCACUGAGAUGGAGAAACUGAAAGACCGGGCAGAUGUAGAGCAGUAUAAACAGCAACAAGGGAUUAGCAAUGUAACAUCCUCCACUUCACAAAAUGGUGCAGAUGAUGAUCACAUCCAAGUAGUACAAGGGUGGACGUCUCAAACACCUGCUCAAGAAAAUACUCCUCAGUCGCAGCCAACAGUAGGUAGGAAAUUAGAAGGUCUUGUAUUUGAGGACAACUUCAAUGGUUCACCUGCUACUACUACUAAUGCUGCUCCAUCUACAAAUGCUGCUCCACACACCAAUGGCACAACACUGAAAUCUACACCAACAAACAACCCACCGACCACAAUGCCCACUUUACAACCCCCACCUUCUACAGCAAGACCAAGACCUCAAGCAGGCAAUUCUCCAGCCCAGGUGCCACCCCCAAUAGCAAAGCAACAGCAGCAGACACAACAACAGCCCACCCCACAGAAUAACCAGCAAGCUUUGGUGGAUAUAUUUGGGGCACCACCUAUGCAACAACAGCAGCAACAGAAACAACAACAGCAACAAUUUGAUCCUUCAGUCCAGCAACAACAACAGCCAGCAAAUGAUCCAUUUGGAAUGCCAUCAUUCAACCCCUCCACACAGCAGUUAGACUCCCAGAUCUUCCAGGUCAAUCAAGAGAUGAUGGAUUUACAGGUGGGCUUCAGCCAGGGUUUAUCUUUUGGAACUGACGAUUUCUCUUUGGAUGACCUUGACCCUUUGAAGAAGUGACCUUGAGAAGAGGGCCACGUAUAGAGACUAUGGAUCUGAUUGUACUAUGCUUACAGCACCAUCUAUUAGGAUAUUUUUUUGCUAAUGUUAAGUUUCUUGUGCAAUAUUUGUGUAUAGUAUGCCAUAGCUUGCAAUUGCAGUACGUAUGACUUAUAGAAUUGAAUAAUACUAUGUGAUCUUUUGAAUGUUUGAAUGAUCAGAUUGAGGAUGUGUUAUAAGGAUUUUAGAUUUACUGGUAAAAAUUAGUAAUUAUCUGGUGGCUCAGUUUAAGUUUAAUUCAGUAUUAAUCAAUGGAUGAGUGCUUAUAACACAGCCUGAUCAGAAUGUAACAUGUUUCUCAGAUGAAGUGACAUAUCUGAACUGUAAUCUGCAUACAUCAAUUAACAUGUACAUUUUGUAAGUCAACUAUUUUCUAUGAAUGACUAAAUAAAAGUAAUUUUUUUAGAAUUGUGAUUAUUUUUUGUGUAUGAUUUAAACUAAUGGCUUUGUGGAACAUGCUUUGAGUUCAUUUAUACUAACCCCAGCAUAAGGGAGUGUUAGUUUAUUAAUAAUAUAUACAUCAUGCAUAUGUAAGGUUUCUUUUAUGUAUAUGGGUAUUUACUGCUUCCUAAACCAAGUGUUUCAUAUAUUAUGUAAUGUGAAGGCAAUGUAACUCAAUGUACAUUGAAUUAAAUGAAUCGUGAAAUAUAAGAUUGUUAACACUUAAACAUUUUGAUGAGUAAAUAAUGAGUACUAUGUACUCAAUUACAUUAAAACAGUCACUGUUAAUAAAGGUCUUGAGUAACCAAAAUAAGUAGGUUGAUUGAGAGAAUUGGUUGAUCUUGGCACAACCAUGACAGCCUACUACUAUCGUCAAAAUGCAAGUUAUAAAUUGGUUGUGUUAAUAUACAUCCAAAUCCCUUAAGCUUGUGUGUAAUGUUUUUAUCAAAUAUCAAAUUGAAAAUAAUGAUUUUGUAGCAUUCUCGGACUAAUCCAUUCCUGGACACAUGGAAUCCGACAUGAUGAGAAAGAACAUGGAUUUUAUCUUUAUGUUACAUGGCUUCAUCAUAUCCCAUGUAAUCAUGCUCGAAUGCAAUCAACACUCAAUUAGUGUCAUGCAUUUGUUAACGAGUUCAUUGAUUUCCUUUGAUAUUGCAAUACAUGUAAAUGGACAGUUCUCUGUAUAGAUAUGGACUAUUAGAGGGAUUGGAGCAUGAUUGUGUUUUGAAAUUCCAAUCACCAACAAAGAUAUAUUUCACAUCUAUGAAGCAAUUCUUGUGUUGAAAUAGUCAAGCUACAAGCCCUUGUGCCCCCCCCCCCCUCACCGCUACAAUUGUGUGA